Messenger RNA from Effrenium voratum, 1287 nucleotides. Lineage: Eukaryota; Dinophyceae; Suessiales; Symbiodiniaceae. The record is from the annotation of a GenBank genome assembly.
AUGGCUUGGGUCACUAAGAGCGAACGGUUCAACUGGGAGAAGGAAACCGAGGAGAAGGAGCAGCCCUGUCCGGGGCCAUAUCCUCUGCCGUCUUCCUUCAAGGAGGAGAAGCGGCCUUGCUAUGCGCCCUUCAAUUCUGGCAGCAAUGGCCAGGUGGGCACCUCUACCAUCAUGACUUCAGAUGAGAGAGGACAGCGUGUGAACGUCGCCAACCUCUCCAGACUAGUGGAGGUGAUCGCGGACCUCGGCCACAAGGGCUACAAGGUCGUGCUGAUCUCCUCAGGGGCCGUGGGCAUGGGCUGCCGCGAGCUUGGACUCAAAAAGAAGCCCACGGAUCCGGAGAUGAAGCGAGCAGUGGCAGGUGUGGGACAGAGCCGCAUCAUGCGCCUCUACUCAGAGCUUUUUGAGACAGUGGGGCUCAGAAUAGCGCAGCUGUUGGUCAGCCAGCGAGACUUCUUGGAACAGCAGCGCUGGGCAGAGAUCCGGGACACGAUCUCGGCAUGCCUUGACGCAGGUGUCGUUCCCAUCAUCAACGAAAACGACACUACCAACACCGAUGGUGUUCGCUUUGGCGACAACGACAAUCUUGCUGCUUUGACCGCCAUCCAGCUGGAAGCUGAGGGUGUGUUCCUCUUCACGGAUGUUGACUACCUCUACACCGCGAACCCCAAUGUUGAUCCCUCGGCGGAGCCCAUGAAAGUGGUGAAUGAAGCCUUCGAGCUGAACGUCGACACCAGAGAACCAGGCUCCUCCCUUGGAACUGGUGGCAUGUCAACGAAGAUCGCGGCCGCUCGCACAGCCCACUGCGCCGGAGUCCCCUGCGGCAUCCUGCACGGGAAGCACCCGGAGCGCAUCUACAGCUUCUUGACCCGGCUCGAUGAGGAUACGGACACCAAGACGAUGACCCCGUCUGCCAGUGAGUGCCUUAGCGAGACUGAGACGGAGACGGAGCCUGCUGGGACGCUCUUUGCGGCCCGCUUCGGCGAGCAGGUGACCGACAAGGAGCGGUGGAUCCUGAGUUUGCCGGUGGUGGGGGAGGUGGAGCUCCCCCAGUCCUGCGCGCCUUCCGCCGCGCGCGGUGGCCUGCGUGCGGCUGUUUUGGCUGCCACGGCGCAGAAGUUGGAGGACAUGAAGAGCUUGUCCGGCACGGGCCACGACGGGGGCGUGCGGAUCUUCAGCCACAAGGUGGAGAUCGCCCGGGUGAGGGUCAGCUUCAACGAGGCGGGCUGCUGCCUGCCGGGCCAGGGCUUCGCGGGCGUGGUGCUGACGCCCGCGGCGGAGAGCUAG